Fusarium verticillioides 7600 is the source of this 2831-nucleotide messenger RNA. RefSeq lists its product as hypothetical. The coding region runs from base 651 to 1913 and encodes 420 amino acids. The record is from RefSeq and is a predicted model, not a curated record. Gene Ontology annotation, biological process: regulation of DNA-templated transcription. Lineage: Eukaryota; Fungi; Ascomycota; Sordariomycetes; Hypocreales; Nectriaceae. Gene Ontology annotation, cellular component: nucleus; Rpd3L complex; Rpd3L-Expanded complex. The transcript is spliced from 2 exons.
CCAACUAUCAAAACUUACACCAGAAACGCCUCCGCCUUUUCCCUUCAUACAUCCUAAUUCUGCCUCCAUGCCCAUUCUUCUCAAAUAGAGCACCCCCAAGAGAACACAUUCGCGGCGGCUGCUUUUGAUUCCGGCAGAGCAGAGCACCGCGACUUCCACUACUCUCAAGUCAAAAAAGAAAGGACAAGCGAGCAAGUGGGUAUCGAGGUGAGCCCAGCCCGAGUCAUUCAUGUCAAGUUGCACUCCGCGUUCUUCUUUGGACUUGCUUGAGUUUGACCCAAAGCAUUGCCUUUGCCUUUGCCAUUACCUUCGCCUCGCAGGUUGCUGGUAACAGCCAUUUACUGCCCUGCUAUUUCAUCUACCAUUUGGCUUCGGGACUCGUAUCCGUCAGGCUAUGGGACCACUUUGAUUUUCUAGACCCUCGCCCUUGUCCUGUCUUGUCUACAUCAAGCCAACCAGCCAUCAUCACAUCGAUACUUUUUCAUCUGCAUUGUCAUCAAUCUUUUCUUCUUCUUUCCCUCCAUCUUCCAUCUAUGCUGCUCUCGCCACAUAUCGAUGCGCAUUCGUUUACACUGUCACACCAUCAGGCUUUGACGUUGUCGCAUUUUUCUCUUAGCUAGUAUUGCUCGACCUUCUUAUCGUUAACAAUCAUGCCUAGAGACGACUUGUCUAUCGACUUCGUCAAGAGGAUGCCUCAAGCCGAAGCCCUCGACCCUGGCUUGAUCCUCGACGACUGGAUUAACCGCGUCCAAAACCUUCCCGAAGAGAUCCGUUUCAUACAAGAAGAGGUCGCCGAUAAAGAUCGUCAAUACUCCGAGUGCUUACGUACGAUCGAGGACCGGGACGGGAAGAUACAGAAAUGGAUCAAGACCAACGGAAGUCAUGAGCCAAAUCCCAAGGAAGAUCUUCUUCGAAAACAGGUCCGCGACAGUUUUGCGCAAGCCGACCAACUAUCGAAAGAAAAGAUCGCAUUGUGCCAGAAGAUGCAGAUCAUAGUAGACAAGCAUCUCAAAAACCUGGACAGCCAAAUUAAGUUGCUUUACGACCGAGCCGAACCUGGCUUUACCGAUCCUGACGAAGUUCCCUCACUACUUCGACCGAGCGCUGCAAAUCAUACUGCCCCUUCGAUCCGGGCCAUAAACCCAGCAAGUCAUAUGACGACUGCGGCUGGCCCCUCGACUCCUCUCGCCGCUGCGCAAACCUCUUCCAAUCCCGCACUUGCUCGGCUCCCCAACCACCCCAAUGUUCGUCACGCACAGUCUCAGCAGCACGCAGCGUCUGCUCCGGCAACACCCGCAGCCAGCAUGAUCUUGAACCGACAAAGAGAAGGCUCUGCAGGACCCGCUACAAAGCGCGUUGCUCGGGUGAACCCUGCUUUGGGGACUAUACCAACUACAUCAAGCGGUUUGGCAAGACACUCAUCACUUGGACCCGGCACCCCUAAGGGUAGUGCCAUUGGAGGGUCUGGUCUUGCGAGGGCAGGUAGUGCAGGCCCAAGAACCGGGCCUGUAAAGUCAACAGGACCAUUGAGCGGCCGUCGAGGCACGCCAACAGGUGGAAUACGGAAGAAGUCUACCAACAAGUCGAAUCUUUCUCGAGUUAAGAAAGCCUCGAAUCGAAACUCGCCUGCGCCAACGAAUGACAGUGAACUUUCGGACGUCGACAGCGGCAGUGGAGAGGACGAAGAUGGUGCCGACGGUCGGUCAAGAAGUACGCCCGUGGCCGAUGAGGCUGGCGACGACAAGAAGUAUUGCCUUUGCCAUAACGUGAGCUACGGGGACAUGGUCGCGUGCGACAACGACAAUUGUCCGUAUGAGUGGUUUCACUGGUCAUGCGUCGAUCUCAAGAGCGAGCCCAACGGGACAUGGUACUGCCCUAAGUGUAGAGAAAAGCUACAAAAGAAGGGCAAGUAGGAAGGCCCUGAAACUACUGAGCUUUACGUACCACACCCAAUUGAGGUGCUCAGGACUUGUUAAGGAAAGCAGUUCGAUUAAAGGUGGCGUUUAGGAAAGGCAUAUAAUAUACCCAUGUUGCUUUGAGCAGUACAGUUUCUGGUACUCGAACGCAGAAGCCGAAGAUGCACGCAUUGCUUAACCCCUCUCGGGAAUUGACGAUAUACUUGGGAUUCAAUAUGCCUGUGUCGGUCCAAGAACGCACUGAACAACCCCUCUUCGGACCCCCUCUACCUCUUCUCUGAGCUGUUCCACUCGAGCUCCUUUCUGACGUGCUUUGUCAAUAAAGUCAUCCAGUGAACCACCAACCCCAAAGUAUAGGCGUUUUGCUCCUACAAGAGCAGCUGCUUCGUUUCCAUCGGUCUUCUUCUCCCUUUCCAGUAUUAAGAAGAGGGUCUCGAGGAAGGCCUGGAGGGCAAAUGGAGAGUAAAUUGUUUCUGCACCGAGGAGCAGCGUGCUCCUUUCAUGAUCAUGCCUUGAAGGUAGAGCGUAUAUGAGAUCGACGAACUCCUGUGACCAAGCGCCAGACACAAACGAGAGGGUGACGUUCGCUUCCUUGAGUGAUUGUUCGAAGGCGGCGAGAACAUCAGGGCCUAGCUCAACCUCGCCCUCAAUUGAGAAAGCUUGUUGGAGAGCAGGUAUAUGGGGGUUAGUAAGGGCCCAUGAAAGGAUAAAGUUGGGCAAAGUGACGAGCUGAAGAACUGAAGGGUUAUAGUCCGCCAUGAUGAGAGACAGAGGCUUGUUUUCAGAUGUUGAGGCCAUGGCCCAUUGGAAGACUGCCAAAGAUGGUAGAGCUGUACCGCAUCCAAGCUGUUGGUCUAGGGUUAGAUAUAUCAUGUUAUAAGUAUAAUUUAUUUCACGUACCUCCAUGACUCGAAG